This is a messenger RNA of Syzygium oleosum, 3764 nucleotides long. RefSeq names its product pentatricopeptide repeat-containing protein At3g09060. The record is from RefSeq and is a predicted model, not a curated record. The coding region runs from base 235 to 2304 and encodes 689 amino acids. The transcript has 5 exons. Gene Ontology annotation, molecular function: protein binding. NCBI's taxonomy places the organism in Eukaryota, Viridiplantae, Streptophyta, Magnoliopsida, Myrtales, Myrtaceae.
UCCCCACAGCUUCGGGCUUCGCUUCGCCUUCUUGAGGAGGCCAUCGACCCGACGGUGGCGGCCGCGUCUGUUGCAGUUCCUCACCAGCAGCUUCUCCGCCGUCAGAAAGUCGGCCGCGGCCACCCUCUCUCCCUCUCCCUCUCCCUCUCAUAUGGAGGAACCUCUCUCGUUGCCGGCGACGACCCUCCCUGGAAUGAAGUGAAGCAUGGCGAGCGAGCUACUGCGGGAGCGCUCAUGGCACACCACCUCCCCAAGAACCAACUCCUCUCCCCGAAACGCUUCCUCCAGCGCCUCAAGGCCGAGAAGAACCCGCUCUCCGCCCUCGCGCUCCUCAUUGACUCGCCCAGCCGCUCCCGCUCCCCGGACGUCUUCCACCACGUGCUCCGCCGCCUCGUCGACUCCAGGCUCGCCGCCCACGUCGACCGCGUCGUGCAGCUCAUCAGGGCCCAGGACUGCAAGUGCCCCGAGGACGUCGCCCUCACCGUCAUCAAAGGGUAUGCCAAGAACGCGAUGCCCGAGGAGGCGCUGGACGUUUUCCGGAACAUGGGGGAGAUCUUUGGAUGCGAGCCCGGGAUAAGGUCGUACAAUUCUUUGCUGAAUGCGUUUAUCGAGUCGAACCAGUGGGAUCGAGCCGAGUCGUUCUUCGCCUACUUCAAGACGGCGGGGUUGGCGCCGAAUUUGCAGACGUAUAACGUUUUGAUCAAGAUAUCUUGUAAGAAGAGGCAUUUUGAGAAGGCCAAGGAGCUCUUGGAAUGGAUGUGGGACAAUGAUUUGAAACCUAAUUUGUAUAGUUAUGGGACCGUGCUCAAUGCGCUUGCAAAGACUGGGGAUUUGCUGGGUGCGUAUGAACUGUUUGAUGAAAUGUAUGAGAGAGGAGUUAUGCCUGAUGUUACGUCUUAUAAUAUUUUGAUUGAUGGGUUUUUUAGGAAGAGAGAUUAUGUGAAGGCUAGUGAAGUCUGGGAGAGGUUGGUGAAAUCACCUUCUGUCUAUCCAAAUGUUGUGACUUACAAUGUGAUGAUUAAUGGUUUGUGUAAAUGUGGCAAGUUUAGCGAGAGUUUGGAAGUGUGGAAGAGGAUGAAGGGAAAUAAAAGAGAGAUGGAUCUGUUCACUUACAGUAAUGUAAUACACGCGUUCUGUGAGUCGGGGAAUGUGGAUGCUGCUGAGAGAGUGUACAAGGAGAUGGCUGCCAGUGGGCUGUCUCCUGAUGUGGUUGUGUACAACACAAUGCUCAAUGGGUUUUGUCGAGCCGGGAAGGUUGUGGAGUCUUUUGAGUUGUGGAAGGUAAUGGAGAAGGAAGGCUGUCAUAAUAUCCGCAGUUAUAACACAUUUAUCAUGGGCUUGUUAGAGAAUGGGAAGGUGGAUGAAGCAAUUUCGAUGUGGGAACAAUUGCAUUCUAGCAGUUGCCAUGCUGAUUCAACAACCUUUGGAGUCAUGGUGAAAGGGAUGUGCAAGAAUGGAUAUUUAAGUAAAGCUAUCAGAUUCUUGAAAGGGGCAGAAGAUGAGAGGGCUGAUUUAGAUAACUCUGCCUACUCGUCGAUGGUGAAUGGAUUGUGCAAGGAAGGAAGAUUGGAUGAAGCAGUCAGCUUCCUUGGUCGGAUGGGUAAACGUGGCCAUAAGCUGGAUCCUCAUGUUUGCAACCCAUUGAUUGACGGAUUUGUUCACAAUGGUAAAUUUCAAGAUGCAAUCCACCUUCUAAAAGUGAUGAACAGUACCAGUUGUCCUCAAACUCUUGUUACCUACAACAUUCUAAUAAAGGGUUUAUGCAAGGCCGAACAGUUUGGUAAGGCAUAUGAUGUAGUGAAGGAGAUGCUAGAAAAAGGGUGGCAACCAGACAUGAUCACGUAUAGCUUACUGAUGGAUGGCCUUUGCAAAGGCAAGAAGGUUGACAUGUCCCUUGAAUUGUGGCGACUGGUCCUAGCAAAGGGUUUGAAACCUGACAUAACUAUGCACAACAUUAUUAUUCAUGGGCUUUGCUCCGCAGGCAGAGUAGAAGCUGCACUACAACUGUUUUCAAAGAUGGGGGAGCAGAACUGCUCUCCAAAUCUUGUCACCCUCAACACUUUGAUGGAGGGUUUUUACAAGUUGAGAGAUUGUGAAAAGGCCUCAGAAAUUUGGCACUGCAUCUUAAAGCAUGGGCUACGGCCAGAUAUUAUUUCCUACAAUAUUACUCUCAAAGGUCUUUGUAAUUGUGGAAAAACAUCAAAUGCCAUUAGUUUCCUAGAUGACGCUUUGGCUCAUGGGAUUAUACCUACCGCUAUUACAUGGAAUAUAUUAGUCAGAGCUAUAAUAAAACAAGCAACUUGAUCUACCAUUGCAUAAUAUCAAGGAAAUGUCGGUGACCCUGUAUUUUGGAUUCUAGAACUUGUAUACUCAUUGCCAUUUGGUGGAUGAGAACAUGCAAGGUUUUUCAGCUAACUGGAUGCCUGAUGUUACGGCAGACAUUGAAUAGUUUCAUGAUAUGAUGCCCAAGUUCCUCCCACAUAACGUGCUGGUUCUGCAUGGUGGGUUAGACACAUUUGCCUUUCUGGAAAGUACCGUGAACCACCCAUUCACUUAUCCUUAAAAUGGUAUCCCCCUACCCCAACUUGACUUCUUAGGGUAUAUAAUUCUUUUUUGUGAUUCGUUUGAUUAUAUUUGUAAUCAUGAGAGUGCAUUUUUGGAAACUGUCAGCAUAAGUACUUACGUCAGUGGAUAUUUGCCGCUUUCAUCUAUAAAAAAUUAUGCUGUUAUCAAACCGAGAAUGGUUCCGAUCCAAAGGUAUGCCCCCUUCCCCAAGAAAAAAGAUAUAUUGCUUUCUCUUUGUUUUUACUCAUGAAGCCUUUGACAUCUUAGAUUUUUCCAUGAGUUCUAAAUUUAGGAGGCUUCACUUUAAGCCUGCCUAUUUACUCAUUAGUCGAGGUCAAAUUAUAGUUGCAAUUCCAUGAGGAAGUUGAUACGAGUCAGUUAAGCAUCAGAAAUGGUAAUUAACUUACCGGUGUCUUAGUGAUUAGACAUAUACUAAGACCAAAUUCAAUGAUGCUAAAGCAAUGUAGCAUGAUGUAUCAACCCAAGAAAUAAGAUCGUACUUGGGGUUAUUUUGUCAUGCAAUAAUUUUCGCCCCUACCCUUACAUCCUAAAGAACAGCAUGAAAGUAUCAUAUAACCAUUUCUAUCUUUAUAAGAUUCUUUGGAAAGGGAAAAAAAUGUCCCUAUUGUCCCUGUUUUCCUUGAUAUCGCUUGCUCCUAGGCAAUAUUGCAAAAGCUAAGAUGUGUACUUCCGAUCAAUUCAGGAUGAGAAGAAAGAAUUAACACCAUUGGCAUGCCCUUCAAGCUCUUGAUCUUAAACGCAAGCUCUGAGGAUCCUCUGUCGGAUUGCAAUUAAUUCUGCUAUGUACGCAUGAUUUCGAGAAGUUGAUUUGCUCCUGGCUCUACUUAAUCUUUUUCAAAGGACAUUAAGGUAUUCUUCAAAUUCUUCAUACCUGCAACGGUCCUCUAGCAUGCCAUCUCACCAAGUAGUAGAGCUUUGCAAUUGGGACAUAGACUUCAAAGUGGCACGUUUACUUGGAGGUAGCACGAUGGCAGGUAGCUGAGGAGUUUACUUGCCAUGAAGCAUUCGAAGGAAGGCACGGCUGACAUGCAUAAGCGAAAUUCCGACAAGGAUUGUGCCUUAUUUGUUCUCCUAAGCUGUGAAAAAAUAUACAUCGUACGAGGACUUCAGGCUGUUAAUUCGCAAUACUUGUAGUAGAAUAAUUGAGCCAGUUGAGUAAAAUAUUACCCACCCCCUCC